GGAAAACACUGAACUUUGAAAAAAAUGUUGGAAACCAUAGAUAAAAAUCGGGCCCUACAGGCCACAGAACGCUUGCAAGCCAAGCUCCGAGAACGUGGGGAUGUAGCAAACGAAGAUAAACUAAGCCUUCUGAAGUCAGUGCUGCAGAGCCCUCUCUUCAGUCAGAUUCUGAACCUACAGGCCUCAGUGCAGCAGCUGAAAGACCAGGUAAACAUUGCAGCUUCAGCAACUUCAAAUGUUGAGUAUGCCCACAUUCCUCAUGUCAAAUCCUCUGUGAUUCCUACUCUGCAAAAUGAAUCAUUUCUGCUAUCCUCAAAUAGUGGGAAUCAAGAGGCACUUACAGGUUCUUGUACUCCACACCCCGAUGGGAAACCUCCUGGUGAUGAAUUUGAUCACUUGAUCAAAAAUAUGGCUCAGGGUCGCCAUGUUGAAGUCUUCGAGCUCCUCAAACCUUCACGUGGAGGCCUUGGGUUUAGUGUUGUGGGGCUCAGGAGUGCAAACCGGGGAGAGCUGGGAAUCUUUGUGCAGGAAAUACAGGAGGGCAGUGUGGCUCACAGAGAUGGAAGACUGAAGGAAACUGACCAGAUCCUUGCCAUCAAUGGACAGGUGCUGGACCAGACGAUUACACAUCAGCAGGCGGUCAGCAUCCUGCAGAAAGCCAAAGAUGCUGUGCAGCUGGUCAUCGCCAGGGGCAGCCCCAGCGUGUCCCGCUCCCCAUCUGCAGCCAGUACCAUCUCAGCACAUUCCAACCCCGUCCACUGGCAGCAUGUAGAAACUAUUGAACUGGUGAACGAUGGGUCUGGUCUGGGAUUUGGCAUCAUCGGAGGAAAGGCAACCGGAGUGAUUGUCAAAACCAUUCUGCCUGGCGGGGUUGCUGAUCAGCAUGGACGAUUAUGCAGUGGAGACCACAUUCUAAAGAUUGGUGACACUGAUUUGGCGGGAAUGAGCAGUGAGCAAGUAGCACAAGUCUUGAGGCAGUGUGGAAAUAGGGUUAAGUUGAUGAUUGCAAGAGGUGCCAUUGAAGAACCUGCAACACCCACCUCUUUGGCAAUCACCCUCUCCUCCUCUUCUACACCAGAGAUGCGGGCUGAUGCUUCUACUCAGAAAAGUGAAGAAAAUGAGACAUUUGAUGUUGAACUCACUAAAAAUAUUCAAGGAUUAGGAAUUACUAUUGCUGGUUAUAUUGGAGAUAAAAAAUUAGAACCGUCAGGAAUUUUUGUAAAGAGCAUUACAAAAAGCAGUGCUGUUGAACAUGACGGAAGAAUCCAAAUUGGAGACCAGAUUAUAGCAGUAGAUGGCACCAACCUUCAAGGGUUUACCAAUCAGCAAGCAGUAGAGGUGUUGCGACACACAGGACAGACUGUGCACCUGACACUUAUGAGGAGAGGAAUGAAGGAGACAGAACCCCUGUCCUGGGGGGAGGUCACGAAAGAUGCCGAUGUGGCUCUGGUUGGUGCCAGCAUGAGCAGAGAAAAUUGUGAAAAAGAUGAAGAUUCUUUGAGGAGGAAUACCAGCAUAUUACCAAUUGAAGAAGAAGGACAUCCCCUGCUCUCGGGUGAGGGAGAAGAAAUGGAAGAUGCACAGCAGACAGACGUUGCACUGCUGACCAAGUGGCAGAGGCUCAUGGGAAUUAACUACGAAGUAGUGGUGGCUCACGUGAGCAAGUUUAGUGAGAGCAGUGGACUGGGGAUAAGUCUGGAAGCAGCAGUGGGCCAUCACUUUAUCCGCUCUGUGCUGCCGGAAGGGCCUGUUGGACACAGUGGGAAGCUCUUCAGUGGAGAUGAGCUCUUGGAAGUGAAUGGCAUAACUUUGCUUGGGGAAAAUCAUCAAGAUGUGGUCAAUAUUUUAAAAGAAUUGCCUAUAGAAGUGACAAUGGUGUGCUGCCGUCGAACUGUGCCUCCCAUCGCCCAGUCAGAAUUGGACAGCCUGGACUUAAGUGACAUUGAGCUAGCAGAAAAGCCUCUCGUUGACCUGGGUGAGCUCAUCGGGUCCUCGGAGACAGAAGACCCAGUGCCGACAGCGACUGCCAUAGGAGAGGACGUGGAAGAGGCGCACACACCUCUGGCCAUGUGGGAGGCUGGCAUCCAGCACGUAGAGCUGGAGAAAGGGAGCAGAGGCCUCGGUUUUAGCAUUUUAGAUUAUCAGGAUCCCAUUGACCCGGCAAGCACUGUGAUUGUCAUUCGUUCCUUGGUGCCUGGCGGCAUCGCAGAAAAGGAUGGGCGACUUCUUCCUGGAGACCGCCUCAUGUUUGUCAAUGACAUUAACCUGGAACGCAGCAGCCUUGAGGAGGCCGUGGAGGCACUGAAGGGGGCAUCACCGGGGGCGGUGAGGAUUGGCGUGGCUAAGCCUUUACCUCUGUCGCCAGAAGAAGGUUAUGUCUCUGCGAAGGAGGAGCCCUUUCUCUGCUCGCCACUCUCCUUCCAGGAGCACAGUCUGCCUGCCAAAGCCCUCCUCCGUGGGGCUGACUUGGCUCUGGUGGAUACACAGGAGGCUGAAAUAGUAGACGAGUCCACAUUUGAGUCACAGUUCUCUCCUGAUAAGGACAGUGUCUAUUCUACCCCAGCCUCUGUCUUAUCUUUUCAUGGCAGUGUGUGCAGCGAUGGUCUGAGCUAUGAGCCCUCCCUUCAAUCAUCUCCUCCCAAGGAUGUUGAUAAAAAUGCUUCUGACCCAGUACAUGAUCUGCAUAUGUCCUUGGAGGAACUCUAUGCCCAAAGUCUCCUGCAAAGGCAGGACGAGAAUCCACCCUCAGUAGACUUAAGCAUGGUGUCUGCUUCUGGCUUUGUCAUAAACGAUUAUACACCUGCAAAUACUGUUGAACAGCAUGGACAUGAAAACACAACAGCUUGGACUGAAUCUCAUUUACCUAGCGAAGUUGUAUCAAGUUCAGAGAUGCCUUCUCCUGUGGUGCCUGAUUCAACUGGGAAGGGCUCUGAGUACUUAAUUGAACAGAGCUCUCUGGCCUCUGACGAGAGUGUCAUGCUAGAAAAUAUGUCCAAAGAACCUUUUGAGAGGACUAUUACUAUAGCAAAAGGCAAUUCUAGUCUAGGGAUGACUGUCACUGCUACUAAAGAUGGCUUGGGAAUGACUGUUCGAAGCAUUAUUCAUGGAGGUGCCAUUAGUCGUGAUGGCCGGAUUGCCACUGGGGACUGCAUUUUGUCCAUUAAUGAAGAAUCCACCAUCAGUUUAAGCAAUGCCCAAGCACGAGCAGUGUUAAGAAGGCAUUCUCUCAUUGGGCCUGACAUAAAAAUUACUUACGUGCCUGCAGAGCAUUUGGAGGAGUUCAGGAGAAGCGUGGGGCAACAGUCUGAAGGAAUAAUGGCACUGGAUAUUUUUUCUUCAUACACUGGCAGAGAAAUCCCAGAACUACCAGAGCGAGAAGAAGGUGAAGGAGAAGAGAGUGAACUUCAGAACGCAGCAUACAGCAACUGGAAUCCGCCCAGGAGGGUUGAACUUUGGAGAGAACCGAGCAAAUCCUUGGGCAUCAGCAUUGUUGGUGGACGAGGGAUGGGGAGUCGUCUAAGCAGUGGUGAAGUGAUGAGGGGCAUUUUCAUCAAGCAUGUUCUUGAGGACAGUCCAGCCGGGAAGAAUGGGACCUUGCAGCCCGGAGACAGGAUAGUAGAGGUGGAUGGAAUGGACCUCAGAGAUGCAAGCCAUGAGCAAGCUGUGGAAGCCAUUCGGAAAGCAGGCAACCCAGUAGUCUUUAUGGUACAGAGCAUUAUAAACAGACCAAGGAAAUCCCCUUUGCCUUCCUUGCCGCACGGCCUUUACCCUAAGUACAACUUCAGCAGCACUAACCCAUUUGCUGACUCUCUCCAGUCCACUGCUGACAAGGCACCCAGCCACUCAGAGCCAGAGCCAGAGCCAGAGCCAGAGCCAGAGAAGGCUCCAGUGUGUGAAGUUCUUCGGCCCUCUUCUCCAGCACUUGCAGAAAUGGGCAGUGAUCGUGCACAGACAUCUGCAGGCACCAUCUCCGAGGAUGUGGACAGAGAGGAUGAGUUUGGCUACAGCUGGAAAAAUAUAAGGGAGCGUUAUGGAACCCUGGCAGGCAAGCUCCACAUGAUUGAACUGGAGAAAGGGCAUAGUGGUUUGGGCCUAAGUCUUGCUGGGAACAAAGACCGAACCCGAAUGAGUGUCUUUAUCGUGGGGAUUGACCCAAACGGAGCAGCGGGAAGAGAUGGUCGACUGCAGAUCGCAGAUGAGCUUCUGGAGAUCAAUGGUCAAAUUUUAUAUGGAAGAACUCAUCAAAAUGCCUCAUCAAUUAUCAAAUGUGCCCCUUCUAAAGUAAAAAUAAUUUUUAUCAGAAAUAAAGAUGCAUUGAGUCAGAUGGCCGUAUGUCCUGGAAAUACAGUAGAACCUUUGCUUUCCGCCUCAGACAAUCUUCAGAAUAAAGAGGUAGAACCCAGUAUUCCUGCUUCUGAUCUAGCUGCGGACCUCAGUUCACUUAAAAAUGUGCGCCACCUGGAGCUUCCCAAGGAUCAGGGGGGUUUGGGCAUUGCUAUCAGUGAAGAAGACACACUCAGUGGAGUCAUCAUAAAAAGCUUAACAGAGCACGGGGUAGCAGCCAAGGAUGGACGCCUCAGAGUUGGAGAUCAGAUCUUAGCUGUGGAUGAUGAAGUUGUUGUUGGCUAUCCUGUUGAAAAGUUUAUUGGUCUGCUGAAGACAGCAAAGACGACAGUAAAACUGACCAUUCAUGCCGAGACUCCAGAUUCCCAGACUUUUCCCUCAGCAGCUGGAGCAGCCAGUGGAGAAAAACCGCGCAGCUCACCUUCUCCCAUGGUCCCGCAGUCUGGCACCCCAGAACCGGAACCGGAAGUGGAAGCAGAGUCCCUCCGAAGUACAAGCAGGUCUUCAACACCAGCAAUCUUUGCUUCUGAUCCUGCAACCUGCCCCAUUAUCCCUGGUUGUGAAACAACAAUUGAGAUUUCCAAAGGGCGAACAGGACUGGGCCUAAGCAUUGUUGGGGGCUCUGACACACUGCUGGGUGCCAUUAUCAUUCAUGAAGUUUAUGAAGAAGGAGCAGCAUGUAAAGAUGGAAGACUCUGGGCUGGAGAUCAGAUUUUAGAGGUGAAUGGAAUUGACUUGAGAAAGGCCACCCAUGAUGAAGCAAUCAAUGUCCUGAGACAAACACCCCAGAGAGUGCGCCUGACACUCUACAGAGAUGAGGCUCCGUACAGAGAGGAGGACAUGUGUGACGCCCUCACUGUUGAGCUGCAGAAGAAGCCGGGAAAAGGCCUCGGACUGAGCAUUGUUGGUAAAAGAAACGAUGCUGGAGUUUUUGUGUCAGAUAUUGUGAAAGGAGGGAUUGCAGAUGCUGAUGGAAGACUGGUGCAGGGAGACCAGAUACUCGCGGUGAAUGGAGAAGACGUCCGGCACGCCUCCCAGGAAGCUGUUGCGGCUUUGUUGAAGUGUUCCCUAGGCACGGUGACCCUGGAAGUGGGAAGAAUCAAAACUGGUCCGUUUCACUCAGAGAGGAGGCCUUCUCAAAGCAGCCAGAUCAGUGAAGACAGCCUGUCAUCUUUUACUCUUCCACUCUCUGGAGCAAGUGCACCUGAGUCACAGGAAUGUAGCUCGAAGAGGAAUGCAUUGUCUGAAAUACAGGGAUUAAGAACAGUUGAAAUAAAAAAGGGGCCUGCUGACUCUCUGGGAAUCAGCAUCGCGGGAGGCAUGGGCAGCCCCCUUGGUGAUGUCCCUGUAUUUAUCGCAAUGAUGCACCCAAAUGGUGUAGCCGCCCAAACUCGGAAACUCAGGGUUGGAGACAGGAUUGUCACUAUCUGUGGCACAUCCACCGAGGGAAUGACUCACACUCAAGCCGUGAACUUACUGAAAAAUGCCUCUGGCGCCAUUGAAAUGCAGGUGGCUGCUGGAGGGGACGUGAGUGUGGUCACAGGUCAUCAGCUGGAGCCUGCUGGUUCUAGUCUAUCUUUUUCUGGGCUGACAUCAAGCUCCGUAUUUCAGGAUGAUUUAGGACCUCCUCAGUGUAAGUCAAUUAUGCUAGACCGGGGGCCAGAUGGUUUGGGCUUCAGUAUAGUAGGAGGGUAUGGCAGCCCUCAUGGAGACUUACCCAUUUAUGUUAAAACAGUAUUCGCAAAGGGAGCAGCAGCAGAAGAUGGGCGCCUAAAAAGGGGUGACCAGAUCGUUGCUGUCAACGGACAGAGUCUCGAAGGGGUAACCCACGAAGAAGCUGUUGCUAUACUUAAGCGAACAAAGGGUACUGUCACUUUGAUGGUUCUGUCCUGAAUCGGCAGCCAGAACUGAACCAACUCAACCCCUUGCUUUCCUCAGUACCAUGGAGAAUGGGAUGAUCUUUUAUAUGUGACAAUUCCUGUCCUGUGUUCAUGGAGUCUUUAAAAUCAUAGUGGAAAAAUAAUAUUUAAAUUUAUUUUUCUUAUAUGGCAAUGGUUUUCUUACUGGCAACCUCCUAGCAUUUUUCCUCUUCUUUUGCGUUUUGUGAAUCUAAACACACAGACGAACAUUUUACAGAUAAAUCCAGUUUUUCUUUUGAGGAUACCUAAGGUUUUGUAGUCACAUGAACAAAAAUUAUUAAAGAGGAAGAAAUAUGCUUAAAGGAGAAAGAAAAGUCAUUCUAAAUCUAACCAUGAGAUAUAGUUUCAGUAAAUUCAGGUAAAAAUAAAAAUGCAUAAUAAGGAAAAAAAAUCUUGUGGAGUUUUAUAAAAAUCCUUCAAAUUGGCAGUUCAUCUGUCCCCACA
Messenger RNA from Fukomys damarensis (Damara mole-rat), 6707 nucleotides. It is a transcript of the gene Mpdz, whose product is annotated as multiple PDZ domain crumbs cell polarity complex component. Gene Ontology annotation, molecular function: protein binding. The record is from RefSeq and is a predicted model, not a curated record. Lineage: Eukaryota; Metazoa; Chordata; Mammalia; Rodentia; Bathyergidae. The transcript has 46 exons. The coding region runs from base 25 to 6237 and encodes 2070 amino acids.